AUGGUUCUCGAGGCCACAAUGAUCGCAAUCGAUAACUCCGAGUACAUGCGUAACGGAGAUUAUCUUACAACUCGUUACGAUGCUCAACUUACCGCCACAGAGUUCAUCUUUCAGAACAAGCUCAAUUCCAAUCCGGAGAAUACUGUGGGAUUGCUUUCAUACGGAGGCUCAGGUCCACAGGUCUUGUCUACGCUAACAACAGAUUUUGGUAAGAUCUUGUCUGGAGCUCAUGGUACCAAGAUUGAUGGAGAGAACCACUUCUCCAGCGGCAUCCAGGUGGCUGCCUUAGCAUUGAAGCAUAGACAAAACAAGGUCCAGAGUCAACGAAUCAUUGUCUUCGUUGGCAGUCCUCUCAAAGAAACAGAGAAGGAAUUGGAGAAGUUAGCGAAGAAGAUGAAGAAGAACAACGUUGCGAUUGACGUGAUCAAUUUCGGCGAGGAAGCCAUCAACACAGCCAAAUUGGAACGUUUCCAUGCUGCAGUUAACAACCAUGACAACUCUCACUUGGUGACCGUGCCUGCGGGCUCCCGUCUCUUGUACGAAGUGAUCGCAUCCUCUCCAAUUUUGGUGGAGGACGGCUUCGACAUGGAAGGCGCUUCCGGUGGCGAGUUCUUCGGCGGUAUGGACCCUAACAUGGAUCCUGAUUUGGCAUUGGCAUUGCGUCUUUCGUUGGAAGAAGAGAAGCUGAGACAGGAGCGUGAGGCAGCAGAGAAGAACAAGCAGCUGAGUAACUUAGACAUGAUAGACGAGGACGCCGAGUUCGAAAAGAAAGACGAUAAGAAAGGUGACGAUAAGCCUAGUGAAAACUAA
This is a messenger RNA of Candidozyma pseudohaemuli, 810 nucleotides long. It is a transcript of the gene RPN10, whose product is annotated as proteasome regulatory particle base subunit. Gene Ontology annotation, cellular component: proteasome regulatory particle, base subcomplex; cytosol; nucleus. Gene Ontology annotation, molecular function: polyubiquitin modification-dependent protein binding. The transcript has a single exon. The record is from RefSeq and is a predicted model, not a curated record. NCBI's taxonomy places the organism in Eukaryota, Fungi, Ascomycota, Pichiomycetes, Serinales, Metschnikowiaceae. Gene Ontology annotation, biological process: proteasome-mediated ubiquitin-dependent protein catabolic process. The coding region runs from base 1 to 810 and encodes 269 amino acids.